This is a messenger RNA of Colletotrichum navitas, 917 nucleotides long. RefSeq lists its product as uncharacterized. The transcript has a single exon. The coding region runs from base 126 to 515 and encodes 129 amino acids. The record is from RefSeq and is a predicted model, not a curated record. Lineage: Eukaryota; Fungi; Ascomycota; Sordariomycetes; Glomerellales; Glomerellaceae.
UAUAACUUCUACUGCGCAAUGCUGCACGGCCUUCAUCCACCAGCACGGUUGCGUUUCUUCUGUGCCCCAUUGUCAGUAGCGGCCCCUCUCUUUUCACGCCAUACGCCUGCUGAUUGAUACCCCAGAUGCGUCUGUCCACGAUAUUGGUAACGGCUGCGUCCCUCGCUCGCACCUUCGGCCAGGAUCCAGUCUUCAAACCCUGUGUCGAAACGACUGCUAGCGGUGACUCAUUCACUGGGUUCGAGUACGCCAACGCCUGCACCACGUGGGCAUGGCUCUCCAGCGACGAGAGCACCGAGGUCAGCAUCCAGGCCGAUUGCUCGCUAAGGCAAAACUGGCCCAACGAUGUGGCCGUGUCAUACGUAUGCAUCCAGAUCGCCCAGGAUCCGACUGCAGCCGGGGCUGUUCAGAAUAAGUGUUUCUGGGCUCCUGAUAGCAGCACCAACAACACGGCAUGUCAACUCCCAGCUUCCCAUUGCCCAGGCGUUGUCAAUGCAUGGGGCUGGCGCAGAUAGUCAUCUCCCGAACAUAGCUAGCUUGUGGGACCAAACAUAACAUUGGAUAAUUCAACCGGAAAUCAGAAGCCAUCAGACAAUGUAUGUAACGUACGCUAGGAUCCACAUAGAACAGCAAGCUGUUAUGUCAAAACGCAAGAGGCUGGCAACUAAGCAAGAAGGUGACAAGGUGUUAGCAGUAACAAGACAGAGAUAACCCGGCUCCACUUGAGUCAAUCAACUGGCAUAAUUUUGACCGUACAGUAAAAGAGCAAAGCAAAAGAGGAGCAAGAGAAAGCGACAAAGAGAGCGCCCAGCCAUAUCCAAGCAAUUCAACUAGAGAAACUCACAUGUAAUGAAGUCAGGGUCUGUUCUAAUCGCUACAUGUAGUUCUGCGUCAAGCCAAUAUAGACUUAAUAUACA